UGGCUGGAAAGCUGGAAUACACAAUCAAGUGACAAAAGUUUCAACAGUAGCAUAUAAAGAUCAUUCAUAUCUUUACGUCAAAUUGGAAGCCUAACUUAACUAAUUAACGUAUUAUAAAUAAUGACUAGUGCAGUUUACCUUGAACACUAUUUGGACAGUUUAGAGUCUUUACCUAUUGAGCUCCAGAGAAAUUUUUCCCUCAUGAGAGAUCUGGACAAUCGUGCACAAUCCCUAAUGAAGGAGAUUGAUUCACAUGCAGAAGACUACUUGAAAGUAGUCUCCCAAACCAGCCCAGAAAAGAGAAAAGAACAGAUGGAGAAAAUUCAGAAGCUUUUUAAUAAAGCAAAGGAAUAUGGUGAUGACAAAGUUCAGCUUGCAAUUCAAACUUAUGAACUGGUUGAUAAACACAUCAGACGUCUGGACUCAGACUUGGCCAGGUUUGAAACAGAAAUUAAAGAAAAAUCUUCUGCUACCACACUAUCAGCAGAAGAAGAUACUCCACCAGCCGUCAAAAAAGAUAAGAAAAAAUCGGUUGAAAAAGUGGAGAAGAAGAAAAAAGGAAAUAAAACAAAUAUCAGUACUGCCAGUGAAGUUCCAGUGAAAGUUGAAGAAGGCCCAGCACGCAAGAAAUCCAGUAAAAAGAACGUUGCGGCUGCAACCACUCCGGAAAGCUCUGCCAGUUUCGGACUCACUACCAUCGGACAUUCGGCAGAUGUUCUUGACAUGCCGGUCGAUCCGAAUGAGCCUACUUACUGCCUUUGUCAUCAGGUCUCGUACGGAGAGAUGAUUGGUUGCGACAACCCUGACUGCCCAAUUGAAUGGUUUCAUUUUGCUUGUGUCAGCCUCACGACCAAACCAAAAGGCAAAUGGUUUUGUCCAAAAUGUUCUGCAGAUAGAAAAAAAAAGUGAAGAAUCGAUCGAGUUGUUGUCUCUCAUUGUCAUUGCUCAUUGGAAAAAAAAAAUCCACAUGCCAUUAUGGGUUUCUAAAAUAUACUUAUACUGCCGUUAAUAAGGUAAUUGAAA
Daphnia carinata is the source of this 1023-nucleotide messenger RNA. It is a transcript of the gene Ing5, whose product is annotated as inhibitor of growth protein 5-like. The record is from RefSeq and is a predicted model, not a curated record. The coding region runs from base 121 to 909 and encodes 262 amino acids. Lineage: Eukaryota; Metazoa; Arthropoda; Branchiopoda; Diplostraca; Daphniidae. Gene Ontology annotation, biological process: regulation of DNA-templated transcription. Gene Ontology annotation, cellular component: nucleus. The transcript has 6 exons.